Prionailurus viverrinus (fishing cat) is the source of this 10340-nucleotide messenger RNA. RefSeq names its product zinc finger protein 236 (gene ZNF236). The record is from RefSeq and is a predicted model, not a curated record. Gene Ontology annotation, cellular component: nucleus. The transcript has 32 exons. Lineage: Eukaryota; Metazoa; Chordata; Mammalia; Carnivora; Felidae. Gene Ontology annotation, biological process: regulation of transcription by RNA polymerase II. The coding region runs from base 2354 to 7942 and encodes 1862 amino acids. Gene Ontology annotation, molecular function: DNA-binding transcription factor activity, RNA polymerase II-specific; RNA polymerase II cis-regulatory region sequence-specific DNA binding.
GCUGGGGGCUGGAGCUCAGGAAACCUGAGAUCGGGACCUGAGGCAAAAUCAAGAGUCUUGAUGUUCAACUCACUGAGCCACCCAGGCGCCCCUCCCUGCUAUUGUUUGGCAGAGAUAGGUUCAUUCACAUGGUUGUAUAUUAUUCCAUUGUGUAACACUGUCAGUUUGUCCUUUCUGCUCUGGGUGCUUGGAUGGUUUCCACUUUGGGGCUAUUACAGGUCAGCGCUGCUGUGAACUUGUAUGCGCUUCUGGGUCCCAGCAGACACUGCCGAACAGUUGUCUAGUGACUGUGCUAGUUUAAUCUCCUACCAGCAGUGUCCGAGAGUCCCGUCUGCGCUGUCCUUUUCAUAUCUUAGCUAUUCCGGUCUGUGUAGUAUUAAUCUUGACUUGUAACCUGCGCUUCGGUGCUAAUGAGGACUUUAUGUUCAUUAGCCGUUUGUUUUCUCUUGUGAGGCUCCUGUUUAAGUGUUUUCCCACUUUCCUGCUGGGUUGGAUAUCUUAUUUAUGUAUUUUUAGUUAAUAGACUUUGCUUUUUAUAGCAGUUUCAGGCUUACGUUAAAUUGAGCAGAGUACCUAGUUCCUUUAUACUUCUUAUCAUCCCCCUCCCCAAUCCUCCCCCCCCCCCCCAGGAUUUCCCCUCUUAUUCUCAUCUUGUAAUAGUGUUAUAUUUGUAACAAUGGAUCAGUUUUGUAGUAAAGUCCCUAGUUUACAUUAGGGUUCACUGUCUCCAUCGUUCUGCCUGCUCUCAAGUGGGAAUCCUACCGUACAGAGCUUCGGACUGCCCUCUUUCACUAAGCGAUAUGCAAUUAAGAUUCCCUCACAUCUCUUCAUGGCUUGACAGCUCAUUUCUUUUUAUUGUUGAAUAAUAUCCCAUUGUCUGGAUGUGCCACAGUCCGUUUAUUUACAUCUUGAAGGAUAUCUUGGUUGCUUCCGGUUUUGGGCAGUUGCGACUUGCUAUAAACGUUUGUGCGCCGGGUUUUUUGUGCGGACAUAAGUUUCCAGCUCGUGUGGGUAAACACUGUGCUGGAUGGUGUGGGGAGACUGUGUUUCGCUCUGCAAGAGAUCGCCGCCCUCUUCCAAAGUGGCUGUGCCAUUGUGCAUUCUCACCAGCAGAGAACGGGAGUUUCUGUUGCUUCACAUCCUCGUUAGCAUCUGGUAUUGAUUUGUUUAGACUUUAGCCCUUCUCCUGGGUGUACGGUGGUGUGUCAUUGUUUGAAUCCGCACUUCCCUUCUGAGAUACAGUGUAAACCAUCUUUUUGUAUGCUUGCUUGACUUCUGUCUAUUUUUGGUGAAGGGUUGUGUGUCUUUUCAUUAUUGGCUUAUAGGAGUUCUUUGUAUAUACCGUGGAGGAGUUCUUUUACUUUGCCCUUCGCUCUUCUAAGGAUAUCUUUCCAUGAAAGAAAUUCCCAAUCUUAAUAUUGUCUAACAUCAGUUCUUUCACGUUUAGUACUUUUGGGACCUGUGUAGGGAAUUUUUGACAGUCGUAAGAUCAUGGAGACCUUUCCUUAGGUGUUCCAUCUAGAUGCUUCAUUGUUCUGCUUCUCACCUGUAGAUUGACAAUUCUUCGUCUACUAUUUAAGGGCAUUUGCAUUGUUUUUAGCUGCCGGCUGUCAUAGUAAUGCUUCUGUAAGCAUUUCUAAACACGUGGUUUGAUUUUUUUAAGAGAGGGAGAGCACGUGUGGGAGAGGGGCAAAGGGAGAGAGAGAAUUUUAAGCAGACUCCACACCCAGGGCAGAGCCCAGUGCGGGGCUCCAUCUCAGGACCAUGAGAUCGUGACCUGAGCUGAAAUCAGUUAGAUGCUCAACCGACUGAGCCACCCACGUGCCCCUAAACAUGUUUUUGGUCCACGUAUGUGCAGGUUUCUGUGGGGCUAUACCUGGGAGCUGAAUUGCUGGGUUCAGGGUUUAUGUGCGUUCAGCUUUGGUCAAUGCUGCCAGAUGGUUUUUGAGUGAUUGUAGUGAUUUUUAACUCUUUCUCAUGGUACAUGCGAUUUCCAGUUGCUUCAUAUUUCAUCAAUCCUUGUUUUCGUCUGUCUUUUUAAUUCUGGCCUUCCUAGUAGAUGUGCAUUUUGCUUUUCUGGAGAAGUAUUUUUUGUUUCCUAUUUAUUAUAACUUGGAUUUCCACAACCACCCUGUAAAUUCCCUGUAAGGAAACCAGCCUCAUCUUUGGAGGAAGAAUUGAGCCAAGCGACGGAUUAUCUGGUUUGCGGAGACCUUACUGACCACCUGGCAGGACGGACACUCAGAAGUCUCGUGACUGCUAGGCCUGUUUUCAUCACCGUCUCUCUAAUCUGUGACCAACGACCCAAACUUUAAGCUAUAGAUACCCGUUUUUAAAGAUAGAAAAUACUCUCAUGUUUGUAGCUGUUGACCUGAGUGGUGUCGAGAAGCGUAUCGUGAGGCCCAGGGCUCAUCCGGAGGGAGCACCGCCGGCCUCUGUCCGUCUGACCGAUGGAGUUUUAACAUUGAAUGCGGAGAACACUAAUUAUGCCUAUCAAGUUCCAAACUUCCAUAAGUGUGAAAUCUGUCUGCUAUCUUUUCCAAAAGAGUCCCAGUUUCAACGCCACAUGAGGGAUCACGAGCGAAAUGACAAGCCACAUCGAUGUGACCAGUGCCCCCAAACAUUUAAUGUUGAAUUCAACCUGACACUUCAUAAAUGCACCCACAAUGGGGAAGACCCUACCUGUCCUGUGUGUAACAAGAAGUUCUCCAGAGUGGCUAGUCUCAAAGCGCAUAUUAUGCUGCAUGAAAAGGAAGAGAACCUCAUCUGCUCGGAGUGUGGGGAUGAGUUCACCCUGCAGAGCCAGCUGGCCAUCCACAUGGAGGAGCACCGCCAGGAGCUGGCCGGGAGCCGCGUGCACACCUGUAAGGCCUGUAGGAAGGAGUUCGAGACGUCAUCACAGCUGAAGGAGCACAUGAAGACUCAUUAUAAAAUUAGGGUGUCAAGUACAAGGUCUUACAAUCGGAACAUCGACAGGAGUGGAUUCACGUACUCGUGCCCACACUGUGGAAAGACGUUUCAAAAGCCAAGUCAGUUAACUCGGCAUAUUAGGAUACACACAGGUGAAAGGCCGUUUAAAUGCAGUGAAUGCGGGAAGGCUUUCAACCAGAAGGGGGCGUUGCAGACGCACAUGAUCAAGCACACAGGUGAAAAACCCCACGCCUGUGCCUUCUGUCCUGCCGCCUUUUCUCAGAAAGGGAAUCUGCAGUCACACGUGCAGAGAGUUCACUCGGAGGUCAAGAAUGGCCCUACCUAUAAUUGUACAGAAUGUAGUUGUGUAUUUAAAAGUUUGGGUAGCUUGAACACUCAUAUCAGCAAGAUGCAUAUGGGCGGACCACAGAAUCCAGCAAGUUCUGCAGAGACGGCGCAUGUGUUAACGGCCACACUGUUUCAGACGUUACCUCUCCAGCAGACGGAAGUCCACGUCACGUCCGCGUCGAGUCAGCAGAAUUCCCAGGCGGUGACCGAUGUCAUCCAGCAGCUCCUGGAGCUGUCCGAGCCGGGGCCGGCUGAGUCCAACCAGCCCCCUCAGCCCAGCCAGCAGCUCAGCAUCACAGUGGGCAUCAACCAGGACAUUUUACAGCAAGCCUUAGAAAACAGUGGGCUGUCUUCAAUUCCAGCUGCAGCGCACGCUCACGACCCCAGCCACGCCAGGACGCCCUCCUCGCAGGGGCCCACCGCGGACACGCCUCACGCCUCAAGUGAGCCGCCCCCCCCCGCCGAUGCAGAGCCAGAAAAAGAACAAGAAAGCCCAGAGAAGUUGGAUAAAAAAGAAAAAAAAAUUCUAAAGAAGAAAUCGCCAUUUCUCCCUGGUUCGAUCCGCGAGGAGAACGGUGUCCGGUGGCACGUGUGUCCCUACUGCACCAAGGAGUUCCGGAAGCCGAGUGACCUGGUGCGCCACAUCCGCAUUCACACCCACGAGAAGCCCUUCAAGUGUCCGCAGUGUUUCCGGGCCUUUGCCGUAAAGAGCACCCUGACCGCGCACAUCAAGACCCACACGGGCAUCAAGGCGUUCAAGUGCCAGUACUGCAUGAAGAGCUUCUCCACGUCGGGGAGCCUCAAAGUGCACAUCCGCCUGCACACAGGAGUCAGACCUUUUGCUUGUCCUCACUGUGACAAAAAGUUUCGGACCUCAGGCCACAGGAAGACUCACAUUGCUUCUCACUUUAAACACACGGAGCUAAGGAAGAUGAGGCACCAGCGUAAACCGGCGAAGGUUCGAGUCGGCAAGACGAACGUUCCGGUCCCUGACAUUCCUUUGCAAGAGCCGAUUCUCAUAACUGACGUAGGUCUUAUCCAGCCCAUUCCAAGAAACCAGUUUUUUCAAAGUUAUUUUAAUAACAAUUUUGUAAACGAAGCAGACAGACCGUACAAGUGUUUUUACUGUCAUCGUGCAUAUAAAAAGUCUUGCCACCUUAAACAGCACAUCAGAUCACAUACAGGUGAAAAGCCUUUUAAAUGUUCUCAGUGUGGAAGAGGCUUUGUUUCUGCGGGAGUGCUCAAAGCACACGUCCGCACGCACACUGGAGUCAAGUCUUUCAAGUGUCUGAUAUGUAACGGGGCUUUCACUACUGGCGGUAGCCUACGGCGACACAUGGGUAUCCACAAUGACCUUCGUCCCUAUAUGUGUCCCUAUUGCCAGAAAACGUUUAAGACCUCGCUAAAUUGCAAAAAGCACAUGAAAACCCAUAGGUACGAGCUCGCCCAGCAGCUCCAGCAGCACCAGCAGCAUCAGCCGGCCGCCCCCCUGGACGACAGCACCGGGGACCAGCAGAGCGUGCACGCCCCGACGCACGUGCAGGUGGACAUUGAGAGUGAGGAGCUGCGGCGGGCGGCCGCGGACACCGCCAACCCUGAGGCCAUGCUAGACCUGGAGCCACAGCAGGUCGUGCGCACGGAGGAUGCGGGGCUCGGCCAGCCGUUGACACACCAGCCUCUGGAAGCGGACGAAGAUGGGUUCGUGGCCCCGCCGCCCGCCCUGCCAGGGCCCGUGGACCAGUUUGAGGAACGGGCUCCAGCACAGUCCUUCGAACCGGCUGGCUUGUCGCAGGGCUUCCCCGUGACGGAUCCGUACGGUCAGCAGACCGCGUUCGCGCCCGUCCAGCAGCUGCAGGACUCGAGCACGCUGGAGUCUCAGGCCCUGUCCGCCAGCUUCCACCAGCAGAGCCUGCUCCCCGUGCCCGGCUCUGACGCCAUGAACGUGACAACUCGUUUGAUCCAAGAGUCGUCCCAAGAAGAACUGGAACUGCAGACCCCACGCCCCGAAUUCCUGGAGGCCGGGGAGGACCAGGGCCGGCGCUCCUACAGGUGUGAGUACUGCAACAAAGGCUUUAAGAAGUCCAGCCACCUGAAGCAGCACGUGCGGUCGCACACUGGGGAGAAGCCCUACAAGUGCAAGCUCUGUGGCCGUGGCUUCGUGUCCUCGGGCGUUCUCAAGUCUCACGAGAAGACCCACACAGGAGUGAAGGCGUUCAGCUGCAGUGUUUGCAACGCUUCGUUCACGACCAACGGCAGCCUCACCAGGCACAUGGCCACGCACAUGGGCAUGAAGCCCUACAAGUGUCCGUUCUGCGAGCAGGGCUUCCGCACCACAGUCCACUGCAAGAAGCACAUGAAGAGGCACCAGGCGGCCCCCUCUGCCGCACCAGCCCCGGGGGAGGCGGACGGAGGAGAUAUGUGUGUGGAGGAAGAGGAGGAAAAUCCCGAGAGAAACCCAUCUCGAAAGGCUCGUCCCGAGGUCAUCACCUUCACAGAGGAGGAGACGGCACAACUGGCCAAAAUUCGGCCGCAGGAAAGCGCGACGGUGUCGGAGCAGGUCCUGGUGCAGUCGGCGGCCGAGAAGGACCGCGUCAGCGAGAUGAAGGACAGACAGGCGGAGCUGGAGGCCGAGCCCAAGUUCGCCAACUGCUGCUCCUACUGCCCCAAGAGCUUCAAGAAGCCCAGUGACCUCGUGAGGCACGUGCGAAUCCACACUGGAGAAAAGCCAUAUAAAUGUGAUGAAUGUGGGAAGAGCUUUACUGUUAAAUCGACCCUAGACUGCCACGUGAAGACGCACACAGGUCAGAAGCUCUUCAGCUGUCACGUGUGCAGCAACGCCUUUUCCACAAAGGGGAGCCUGAAGGUGCACAUGCGCUUGCACACGGGAGCGAAGCCCUUCAAGUGUCCGCACUGUGAGCUGCGCUUCCGCACGUCCGGGCGGAGGAAGACGCACAUGCAGUUUCAUUAUAAACCCGACCCGAAGAAAGCCAGGAAGCCCGUGGCCCGAAGCCCGUCGGAGGCGCUGCAGCCCUUAAACCUGCUCAGCCCGUCAUCCGCCGACCCCAGCGUGUUCGUCAUGAACAACUCUGUCCUGACGGGGCAGUUCGAGCAGAACGUGCUUCCGCAGGGGCUGGUGGGCCAGGCCAUCCUCCCUGCCUCCGUGUCGGCUGGUGGUGACUGGACAGUGUCUUUGACGGACGGGAGCUUGACCAGCCUGGAGGGCAUACAGUUACAGCUGGCUGCUAACUUAGUCGGGCCAAACGUCCAGAUCUCUGGAAUCGAUGCCUCCAGCAUUAACAACAUCACGUUACAGAUUGACCCAAGUAUUUUGCAGCAGACGCUACAGCAGGGCAACUUGCUCAGUCAGCAGCUGCCGGGGGAGCCCGGCCUGGCCUCCCAAAACAGCACCUUGCAGACACAGGACAGCACGGUCCCAGCCAGUGUCGUCAUCCAGCCCAUCUCAGGCCUGUCCUUACAGCCCACGGUGACGUCUGCCAGUCUGACCAUCGGCCCGCUGUCUGAGCAGGACCCCGUGAUGACCACCAGCAGCGGGACUCAAGAUCUCUCUCAGGUGGUGACGUCGCAAGGCCUGGUAUCCACCUCCAGCGGCCCCCACGAGAUCACCCUGACCAUUAACAACUCGAGUCUGAGCCAGGUGUUGGCGCAGGCUGCCGGGCCCGCUGCCGCGUCGUCCUCCGGGUCCCCGCAGGAAAUCACCCUGACCAUCUCUGAACUUAAUGCUACAACUGGAAGCCUGCCUUCGACGACACCCAUGUCUCCGUCGGCCAUAUCUACUCAGAACCUGGUCAUGUCUUCAUCAGGGGCGGGGGGAGAUGCCAGCGUCACGCUGACUCUGGCCGAUACUCAGGGCUUGCUCUCCGGAGGACUGGACACGGUCACACUCAACAUUGCUUCUCAGCAGGGUCAGCAGUUCCCAGCCUUACUCACGGAUCCCUCGCUCUCCGGCCAAGGGGGAGCGGGCUCCCCACAGGUCAUCUUAGUGAGCCACACCCCCCAGCCCUCCUCCGCUGCUGGCGAAGACAUCACCUACCAGGUCACUGACGUCUCUGCCAGCCUGGCCCAGGGCGGGCCGCCCGAGAAGGAGGCCCGGCUGCACCAGUGCGUGGAGUGUGGCCGCGGCUUCGCGUCGGCCGCCAUGCUGCUGCAGCACAGCAAGGAGGUGCACGGCCGGGAGCGCAUCCACGUGUGUCCCGUGUGCAGGAAGGCCUUCAAGCGCGCCACUCACCUCAAGGAGCACAUGCAGACGCACCAAGCCGGCCCUUCCCUCAGCUCCCAGAAGCCCAGAGUGUUCAAGUGUGACACCUGUGAGAAGGCGUUCGCCAAGCCCAGCCAGCUGGAGCGGCACAGCCGUAUCCACACAGGGGAGCGGCCGUUCCACUGCACGCUCUGCGAGAAGGCCUUUAACCAGAAGAGCGCGCUGCAGGUGCACAUGAAGAAGCACACGGGCGAGAGGCCCUACAAGUGUGACUACUGCGUCAUGGGCUUCACCCAGAAGAGCAACAUGAAGCUGCACAUGAAGCGGGCGCACAGCUACACCGGAAGCGUGCAGGAGCCCGUGGCCCCGCAGGAGCCCGGAGCGGAGGAGCUGAGCCGCACCCUCCAGCUGGAAGACGUGGUGCAGGAGGCCGCGAGCGAGUGGCAGGCCUUGGCCGGUGUGUUCUGACGCGCCCGACCCGCCUGGAGGGCCGUCCCUCGCGUCGCGUGUCGCGGAAGAACAGAGCGCUUGGAGUGUCCGUGUUGAAGCUCCAAGUGUCAAGGAUGUCACCACCGCGGUGUUUCAGUUAUAAAAUUAUCUAAGAAUCAUUGUCUUUCAGAGACUGAGAGGAAAAAACCGGGGACGGUGUGAACGCGGUGCCGUCAUUUGUCUACGAAUCAUUGAGCUCAGGUACUACGAUAGGUAGUUUCGCCCUCUACUCGGCGGCCAGUGCAUCUAGUUAAACAGAACUUAACUGGAUCUCACUGCGCCUCGUGGUGUGACGUCUUUGUAUUGGCAAAGACGAAAGUUACCAUGGAAAAAGUAAGAUAGUUUCCUUCAUGCUUUCUGUCGUAAGAAGCAGAGCUUAUAAAACACACAUAAAAUAGGUGCAUGGAGUUCGAAAAAUGUCAGAACACACAGGGAAGUUUUUUCCAUUUCUUUUCCUCUGUGCAUUUCGAAGUUAGAAAUGGACUGUUUUUGGUCUACCGUAAGUUAAUCUAACUAGUUCCUUGAGAGCCGGCUGGACCAGUUCUCUCCGCAUUACGUUUGUCUAAUCAUUAGCUACAGGAACACAGCAUCGGGGCAGAAACCUGGGGGGCUGUAAACCCGACACCGAGAAGGAUUAAACCGUCCUCACGGGAGGGGCCGCACUUGCUUCUUUAGUCGACAUCCAGGUACGCGGGUUAGACGGUUGCAGAAAGCACAAGCCAUACGUCACAAGCAGGGAAGGGCAGAGCUGGCUCCCGGGAGUGAGGGUGCCGUGGCCCUGCCCACCCCGACGCCUGAGAGGUGCGUUUGUAGAUUAAAGGUAAGGACCGUACGAGCCCCGUGACUUUCUCUUCACGCAUAAGCAGGUGUAUUUUUUAUUUCAGGGAAUUCUUUACUAUCAUCAAUGGUGCCACAUUGAACACGUCCCAAACCAAAUCCCACCCCGUGCGGGGGGCAGUGUGUGUUGCUCCUACAGCAUUCCAAAGAUGGAAAGUUCUUUACUUCAUGUGAAUCUCUCCUUCAAAGUUAUUUAUAUGUUCUAUAUAUAAAUACAUAUGUACAUACGCAGAUAUAUGGGCCUCUGUGUGGCUGAACAGUAUAUUUUGUAAAUAGAAGCUCUAGUCCCCAGAUUCCAGAGAGAGCGUCAGAGUUUUUAGCUCCCUGCGAGCACUUCAGAUCAGUAUUGUAUUCGUUAUAUUCACAAAUGGGUAUCUUUUCAUUGUAACAUAAAGGUGGGGUUGCUUUGCUUUUGGUUUUUUCUUCCUGAAAAAUAAUUGCUUUUAUUUUCUCUCAUUGCCUCCCUGGUUUCAGAAGAGAGAAGUUUUAUUAUAAAUAUUGUAUGGACUUUGUAUAUUAAGAGACGGGCUCAUUUCAGAUUCCUGAAGAAAGAGACAUUCUCACUGUUAUUUUUUCAAAGGGCAUCUUUUGAUUUUUUUUUUUUUGUUGUUGUUCACUUUGGGCAUAUGUAUAUAAGUAAUAUUGAUGGUGAUAUAAAAACUUUUGUUAUGUGAAAAUAUUUAAGUCAGAAAACUGUUAAAUAAUAUUACUUUUUUUUUCAAACUGCUUUGUGUAUUGUAUAUUUUUUUAAGGAAAAAAAAAAAGCCUUAUUUGACUUAUUCUUGUGAUACUGGACUUCUAUAUCCUGAGGUUCUCCUUGAAUGUCAUUGUGUACCGGCAGUAGUCCAUAUAUUCAGAAUAAUUGUAAUUGUGCCAGAGUUUUAAAGAUUCUGCUUUUAAUGCACUUUUCUUUUAUAAUUUUGUAUUAAAAUAUUUUAGAAAUGUUGAUUAAUUUUGGUGAACAGAGACCUCCAAAGUUGAAAUUAUUGCAUUUGAAAAAUUUUGUUCUCGCUAGGUUAUUUAUUUUGGUUGUAGCAUUAAAUGUCAUCUCUCAGGACAGUGUCUAAAAGGGUUUGAUUCCUACUUGUACAGAAAGCGUAGUUCAGUGAACUGUAUCGGUGAAUUGCCUGUUUACGUAAGGCCUUACCAGGUGAAUCUAAAGCCUACUUUUAUUUUCGUCAAAGAAAAUGAGGAACAAUCUAUCAAUAAUUCAUUUUGUGAGUUUUCUCGAUUUAUUAACUCCGCAGGCAAACACAAGACAUUAAUAUAUUAUUUUUAUUUACUUCCUAGUUAUAAAAGCUGCUUCUUUGCAAAACAUUCCUUGAAAAUAUAAGGUUUUGUAAAGACAUAAUUUCACUUGAACCUUUGGUGGAGUACAGGUUGAUCUUUAUAUUUUACUGGUUAAUAAAUGUCUUCUGACAAGAGAUUUCUAGCCUCCUGCAUAACCAGGGUUUUGAGAACAGAUAACUGUAUUUUUAGAAAUAUCUCCUCAUAGCGUACCUGCUUUGGAAUAACAAUAAAUAAAAAAUGAAGUUAGGAA